AUGAGCACCAAUAUGGACCUCCUCGGUCUUGACGGUCUGGAGGGUUUAUACAAAGAUACGCUACCUGUGGUCUCGAUCUCAGCAUCGCAGUCGCUCAACGCGUCGGCCGCCGGACGCGACUCCAUCGCGACGGGACUCCCGCACCUGGAUGACGCCUUGGCCAUUGACCAGCAGCCAGGCGGUAUUCUGCGGGGACAUGUUACAGAAAUAUUCGGACCCCCAGGAGUCGGAAAAACCGCGUUGGCGUUGAAUAUUGCCCGCAAUGCGCUGUGCGAUGGCAAGGUAGUCUGGAUUGAUACUGGGUUUCCCUUGCCCAGUCCACGGCUUCAGGCCAUGUCUGCCAAUGUCAAGGACUUCAUUCAUUUCAAAGCGGAUACCCUGGCACACCUUGUUGCCCUGUUGAUGCGACCACCCACAGGGUUUCCACCGCCGGAAACUAAUUUAAUUGUUGUUGACUCUGUAUCGAAUCUCUUUCCGUCUCAUUUUCCAAGCGCAACAGAGGUCAAGGAAGAGUUUGCCGAUGGGAAGCUUGUCGACAAAGCCCAUCUCCAAUGGCUUCUUGGCCGCAAACAAAAUGUCUCCAAUGAUUUGGGUACGCAUCUAGCGCGACUGGCUGCGAGAAAUAUUGCCGUAGUGGCUAUCAACCAGACACAAACAAAAAUAAAGGAAGAACGGGAGGCCACAUUGUUACCGGUUCUCGCAGGUGGAGCAUGGGAGAAGAACGUUCAGACGCGCCUUGCGGUCUACCGGGCCCUACCAGAUGAUAGGGUCGUGGAGAUCGAGAAGCUUUCAGGAAAGCCUUUAUCCGAGCCGCAUGAGCUCGCCGUUGCUUUCUACAUUAAUUCGAAUGGUGUUCGUGAGAAAGAGUCUCACGAUACUGCCCCUACGAUACUCCCAGAAAAGUCUCCUGAGUUUGAGUACUAUGACCCCCCUACACCAACCCCUUCGCCUUUGUCUUCAAUAUUGUCAUCACCGCCACCAUCCCCGGAACUCAAGUCUCCUAAGUUUGAUACGCCAGAUCUGGAAUCACCAGUUAAAGAUCCACCCAUUCAAAAGCCUCCCAGCGACGACUCUCCUGAUUUGCCGAAACCAAAUCAUGCAUCACCACCGCAGGCUGUUCACACUCCAAGCAAGAAACGCAAGAUGGAAGAGGUAGCCGACAGCCAAGACGAGGACUCAGAGGAAGAGGCCCCCUGGACAGACGAAGCAACACUAAACACGAAUCUCCCAUGA
Messenger RNA from Penicillium salamii, 1233 nucleotides. The record is from the annotation of a GenBank genome assembly. Lineage: Eukaryota; Fungi; Ascomycota; Eurotiomycetes; Eurotiales; Aspergillaceae.